Nicotiana attenuata is the source of this 5577-nucleotide messenger RNA. Its product is annotated as putative disease resistance protein At3g14460. The record is from RefSeq and is a predicted model, not a curated record. NCBI's taxonomy places the organism in Eukaryota, Viridiplantae, Streptophyta, Magnoliopsida, Solanales, Solanaceae. Gene Ontology annotation, biological process: defense response to other organism. Gene Ontology annotation, molecular function: ADP binding; protein binding.
UCUGAUACCAAAUUGGAAGAAAGUCAUCCUGCAAGGAAUUUCUGCAAAACACACAUUUUCAGAAAUGGAUAUCGGCCUAGCGGUUGGUGGUGCAUUUCUUUCUUCAGUUCUGCAGGUUCUCUUUGAUAGACUUGCUCCUCAGGGUGAGCUGCUGAAGAUGUUUCAGAGGGACAAGCAUGACAUUCGACUGUUAAAGAAGCUGAGAAUGAUCUUGCUUGGUCUUCAAGCUGUGCUAAGUGAUGCAGAGAAUAAGCAGUCAUCCAAUCCAUACGUUAGUCAGUGGCUUAAUGAGCUUCAAGAUGCUGUGGACACUGCUGAAAACUUAAUGGAAGAAAUCAAUUAUGAAGUUUUGAGACUAAAGGUGGAAGGUCAGCAUCAAUAUCUUGCAGAAACAAGCGACCAACAAGUAAGUGACCUCAACUUGUGCUUGACUGAUGAAUAUUUUCUUGACAUAAAGGAGAAGUUGGAAUACGCCAUUGAAACACUGGAAGGGUUGCAAAAACAAAUUGGUUACCUUGGCCUUAAAGAGUAUCUUGAUUCAGGUAAACAAGAAACUAGAAGACCUUCAACUUCUGUGAUUGAUGAAUCUGAUAUAUUUGGUAGGCAGAAUGAAAUAGAGGAAUUGGUUGACAGUUUAUUGGCUGUUGAUGCAAAUGGAAAAAAUUUGACUGUAAUUCCUAUUGUUGGAAUGGCUGGGAUUGGCAAGACAACACUUGCAAAAGCUGUUUACAAUGAUGAGAAGGUAAAAGACCAUUUUGAUUUGAAAGCUUGCAUUUGCGUGUCUGAACCAUAUGAUAUUUUUAGAAUAAUAAAAGGGUUACUUCAAGAAAUUGGUUCAUACAACUUGUUGGUUGAUAACAACCUAAAUCUGCUUCAGAUCAAAUUGAAGGAACACUUAAAGGAAAAAAAGUUUCUUAUUGUUUUAGACGAUGUUUGGAAUGACAACUACAACGAGUGGGAUGACUUGAGAAAUUCUUUUUCACAAGGACAAACUGGAAGUAAGACCAUCGUGAUGACGCGUAAGGAGAGUGUUGCCUUGAUAAUGGGUAGUAGGCCAAUUAACGUGGGGACUCUGUCUAGUGAAGUAUCUUGGCCUUUAUUCAGAAGACAUGCAUUUGAAAAUAGGGAUCCUAAGGAACAUCCAGAACUUGAAGAGGUAGGAAAACAAAUUGCAAACAAGUGCAAAGGUUUACCUUUAGCACUAAAGACACUUGCUGGUUUGUUACGCUCCAAAUCUGAGGUUGAAGAGUGGAGGCGCAUUUUGAGAAGUGAAAUAUGGGAGCUGCCGGACAAUGGCAUAUUACCAGCGUUGAUGCUGAGCUACAAUGAUCUUCCUGCGCAUUUGAAGCGAUGCUUUUCCUAUUGUGCAAUAUUUCCCAAAAAUUAUUCAGUUUGCAAAGAACAAAUCAUUCAACUCUGGAUUGCUAAUGGUCUCGUACAACCGUUGCAAAAAGAUGAAACAAUUGAAGAUCUAGGCAACCAAUACUUUCUCGAGUUGAGAUCAAGAUCAUUGUUUGAAAGGAUCCGAGAGUCUUCUAAAGGGAAGGCAGAGGUAAUCUUAAUGCAUGACCUUGUCAAUGAUUUGGCCCAAAGUACAUCUUUGAAACUUUGUAUCAAUUUGGAAGAUAACGGAGGAUCUCAUACGCUGGAGAAAAGUCGACACAUGUCAUAUUCAAUGGGAUAUGGUGACUUUGAGAAAUUGAAAUCCCUCUACAAAUUGGGAGAGCUGAGAACAUUGCUUCCAAUCAGUUUUGAGCUGGAUAGUUUGUUUCCUCUAAGCAAGAGGGUGCUGCAUAACAUUUUGCCAAGUCUAAUAUCCUCAAGGGCACUAUCAUUGUCUUGUUAUCAAAUCAAGGAGUUGCCAAAUGCCUUGUUUAUCAAAUUAAAGCUCCUAAGAUAUUUGGACCUUUCUCGGACAGAAAUAAAACAGUUACCAGAUUCAAUUUGUGUACUGUACAACUUAGAGACACUUCUCUUGUCACACUGUAGUUAUCUUGAGGAGCUACCCCUGCAGAUGGAAAAGUUGAUCAACUUGCAUUACCUUGACAUUAGUAGCACUUAUCGCUUAAAGAUGCCGCUACAUCCAAGCAAGUUGAAAAACCUCCAUAUGUUAUUGGGAGCUAAUUUUUUUCUAGGUGGCUGCAGUAGUCCGAGAACAAAAGAUAUGGGUGAACUACAUAACUUGUAUGGAUCUCUAACAACUUUAGAGUUGCAAAAUGUGGUUGAUAGAAGGGAAGCUCUGAAGGCAAACAUGAGGGAAAAGGAACAUGUUGAAAAGUUAACAUUGUAUUGGGGUGGAAGUAUUGCUGAUAAUUCACAAAAUGAAAGAGACAUACUUGAUGAACUGCAACCAAAUACAAAUACAAAAGAAAUCCUAAUCAUUGGAUAUAGAGGGACAAAAUUUCCAAAUUGGCUAGCUAAUCAUUUGUUUGUUAAACUGGUGGAGUUAUCUCUUGUUUGUUGCAAGGACUGUGAUUCAUUGCCAGCUUUAGGAGAACUUCCUUCUUUGAAGUUUCUUGCCAUUAUGGAAAUGGAUCGAAUAGCAGAGGUGACUGAAGAGUUCUAUGGUAAUUCGUCCUCCAGAAAGCCUUUUAACUCUCUUGAGAGGCUUGAAUUUGCAGAUAUGCUGGAGUGGAAGCAGUGGCAUGUACUAGAAAUUGGAGAGUUCCCUAGACUUCAGUAUCUUUCAAUUGAAAGCUGCCCCAAGUUGAUUGGAAAGUUGCCUGAAAAUCUUUCUUCUUUGACAAGAUUGACAGUUUCAAAAUGUCCUGAACUACUUUUAGAGACACCAAUCCAACUCUCAAGUUUAAAUGAGUUUGAAGUUGUUGGCUCUCCUAAGGUUGGAGUGAUACUUAAAGGAUGUGAUUCUAUGGAUGAUAUAUCACCUGAGUUGGUUCCAAGAGCAGGAGAAUUGAGAGUAGAUCAUUGCCACCACCUGACAAGGCUUUUGAUUCCCACUGGGACUGAACUUCUGGAUAUUUCUGGAUGUAGGAAUCUUGAAAUACUUUCGGUGGCAUGCGGGUGUUCAGACAUGUCAUUGCGUCGUUUGGGUAUUUUCAAAUGCCAAAAGCUUAAGUCGCUGCCAGAACGAAUGCAGGAACUCUUUCCAUCUCUUAAAGAACUGUUACUCCAAGAUUGUCCAGAAAUCGAGUCCUUUCCUGAAGGAGGAUUGCCUUGCCAUUUAGAAGUCCUUCGGAUCGAGUAUUGCAAAAAACUGGUGAAUGGCCAAAAGAAGUGGUGUUUACAGAGAUUCCCCUGUCUCACAGAUUUAAGCAUCAUUCAUGAUGGUAGUGACGAAGAGAUUCAUUUGGAGUUACCUUGCUCAAUUCGGCGUCUUACUAUAUACAAUCUGAAAACAUUUAGCAGCCAGGAUAUCAAGAGCCUCGCCUCUCUUGAAUCUCUACACACUGGUAAGUUACCUCAAAUUCAGUCACUGCUCGAAGAAGGGCUUCCCUCAUCUCUCUCUGAACUAAAAUUGUGUUACCAUCAUGAGCUCCAUUUGCUACCGACGGAAGGUCUUCGACGCCUAACCUCACUUCAAAGUCUACGGAUCAUGUCCUGCAAUCAACUCCGAUCUCUUCCAGAGUCAGUGCUGCCCUCCUCCCUCUCUAAGCUGAGCAUCUACGAUUGUCCUAAUCUCCAAUCUAUUCCAGAAUCAGCGCUGCCCUCCUCCCUCUCUGUGCUGAUCAUCCAGAUUUGUCCCAAUCUUCAAUCUCUUCCCGUAAAAGGGAUGCCCUCUUCCCUUUCUGAGCUGAGUAUUAGUUUUUGCCCUAAUCUCCAAUCUCUUCCAGUAAUAGGGAUGCCCUCUUCCAUCUCUAAACUAUCUAUUUACAAGUGCCUGCUGCUCGAACCACGUCUAGAAUUUGACAAGGGGGAUUACUGGCCAAAAGUUGCUCAUAUUUCCACCAUACAAGUCGACGGGGAACAUCUGUGAUGAACCAGUGGUGCUAUAAUACAUAGAGGACACCUGCUGCAUAUGAUCAAUCCUCUAUCUGUAAGUUGCAUUGUGUGAGACAAGCAUUUCUUCCAACCAACCUACUGCAGCAUUGUGUUCUGUAUGGUGCACAGCUUUUCCAAAUUUCUUUCCAAGGCCAAGAUGAGACGGCGAUGGAGUUUUCCUUUGAAGGAUGGAGUAGCAUGACUUAACAGAAAAAAACUUCUUUUGCACCCUUUCAACACAAGCACACACUAUGCUGUUCCCAGUCAUUUCAGUUCCUUCAAAAGUCUAAAUUCCACACAUGACUGGAGUAAUAAUCAGCAACAAGAGCUAUCUGAUUGGAAGCCAAAGCAAAGAGGUCAGGGAAUUGUUGUUUGAGAGGGGUACGACCCACCCAAGCAUCAUGCCAAUGCUUAUCUUCCUUCCAUUUCCCAACUGAAAAUAGUGUGUAGCUUCUAUCUCCACUAUGAAGCCAAGGAAUCAUCUUCAGGUCAGGAUGAAUUUAAUGUUAGAUCAUGCCAAAGUCAAGGGAGUUGAGCAAGGAGGAUAUGGUUUAGAGUUACGUACAUACACUCUUGAAUGCAAAGCCCUAAUAGAAUCAAAGGAUUUUGGUAAAAAUAUGUAAGCUAUUAGAGCUCUUGGCUCAUUUGGUGAAAGUAAAGUUGUGCUGACAUUCUCUAUUGAAUAGACAAUCACCUCAACUGUGGUCUACCAGCAAAGUCUUAAAGUAGGUCUGCAGUUUUGUUAUAGCUGAGUGUGACAUUAAGCUUACAUUGCACUGUUUAUACAUUGGUCCAGGUUUUCUUCCAAAAUAUGAUAACAAAUCCGAGAGCAGUGUUUGACAGAAUGGAAACAUUUUGCUUCAAGUAUCUCCUAAUGAAUGACCUAAGCGUGGGACGAAUAUUAACCUUUGUCAUCCGAAGCUUGAUAAGCAUGAAGAUAUGUUGUACUCCUGGUGAUAUGCAGUACAAUACAAAGGAAUGAUUUCAGUCUGGAACUGCCUUGCUUAAUUGAGAAGUUACAAUUCGAAUUAAAAAACCCUUCCUCCGUCAGUGAUGUACAACUCGAGCAUUACCCUGUGCUCCAAUCUCUUCUAGGAAAAGGGCUACCCUCGUCCACUGCUAUAACUGCAUCUUGAAAUUGAGGAAGUAAGAGGAGUGGCCAGAGAUUGCUCAAACCCAUUGUAUGGGUUGAUAUUGAACUCAUCUAGCGAGCAAGAUCAUUGGUGGUAUUAUUAAGGCGACAUUGAUGCAAUUUAUCAGCCCUUUAAUCUGUUGGAAGCAUCAUUGAGAGGAUAAGCUUGCGAUUUCUGAGAAGAAAAUUGAUUAGAAUGAUGUAAUGCCUGGAGUUUCAUCUCUAGUAGCAUCUCAAAGGCGUGCGUUAUUCCACUUGAAACGUAGAGCUCCAAUACUAAGGAGAUUGCAUUUUUCAAGUGAUACAUCCCUACUUUGUCUUCCUUGAGAUAAAGUCUUGCCUUGCUGAAAAGUUUUUGAUACUCUGAAGCUUUCAUCAGUAUUUAUUCCUCUGGAUUGAACAUCAAUGUUGUCCUACUGUCUAAUUUCCAAUGGAACAUUAUGUAAUGCUCCCUACUGCCACUGCACUCUACUUCAGUGGAUGAGUGAGUAUUCAUAUUAUUUUGA